AUGACAGACACGCUCAAAGAUCAGCUAAUCGCUUUGGCCUCAACUGGAGAUGCCAAUCAAAUGAGAACCCUCCUCUCAACCACCGAACAGCCCCCAUCACAAGAAACCAUCCAAGAGGUGCUCACAACAGCCAUAAAGAAUUGCCAAUUCGAUACUGUCCGCUUCCUCUUGGCAAAGUACCGCUCAGUCCCUGUCAACGAGGAAAUCGUCCGAGCAGCUGUCAACACGGGCUCAAUCCCGCUUAUGCAGGCCUUGCUCACCAAGGAUCCAUCUGUGAUCAACAUGCAGUUCGACAUGCGGGGAACACCUCUCAUCGUUGCAUGCAUGGGUCGACAGCACGUUGACUUUUUGCGCUUUCUUCUUGAGGCUGGGGCUGAUCCCAACCAAGAGCCUGAUGCAGCUGCGUAUCCGCUUGCGUUGGUUGCAGGGCUGUACAAGGACACUGCAGCGAUCGACCUACUGUUGAAGUAUGGCGCUAAGGUUGACAAUUCAGGUGCACUUGCUGCUGCGGCGAGGAGAGGUAAUGAGCCUAUGAUGCGGUAUCUACUGGAGAAGGGGGCUCGGCCUGACAGUGAUGCUCCUUCUGUUGGAACUGGUGCAUCUCCUCUUCAUGUGGCAGUCAAGGCUGGGCAUGUUGGCGUAGCUAGAAUCUUGAUGCAACAUGGAGCUGAUCCUAGGGCUGCUGAAAGUAGUGGUACUUCAGCUAUUGAGCUUGCGAAUCAACUGCAGCAGCAGGGCAAGGCUACGUCAGAGAUGGUAGAGGUUCUAGAGCCAAAGUAG
Molecule: messenger RNA, 780 nt
Organism: Fusarium oxysporum Fo47
Lineage: Eukaryota; Fungi; Ascomycota; Sordariomycetes; Hypocreales; Nectriaceae
Product: ankyrin repeat-containing domain protein
Exons: 1
Coding region: 1-780 (259 amino acids)
Molecular function (GO): protein binding
Source: RefSeq, a predicted model, not a curated record